Molecule: messenger RNA, 3446 nt
Organism: Callorhinus ursinus (northern fur seal)
Lineage: Eukaryota; Metazoa; Chordata; Mammalia; Carnivora; Otariidae
Gene: GNG7
Product: G protein subunit gamma 7
Biological process (GO): G protein-coupled receptor signaling pathway
Cellular component (GO): heterotrimeric G-protein complex
Molecular function (GO): G-protein beta-subunit binding
Source: RefSeq, a predicted model, not a curated record
AAGUUCACAAACUUGUUCAUUUGGAUGCUGAGGUCUUGCGGAAAUGGGCUCUGGACAGCGGGCCUGUGUCCCCCCCUGGGCUCCAGCUGCUGGCGGGGCCGCGGGGCCUCUGGGAGUUUACUUUGCUUCUCCGCGAAACAGGCAUAAGAAAGCUGUAGCAGGGAGCGGACGUGUGGUUCCUGAACCUCGGCGCUGAAGGCAGCUCGGCUUCGUGCACAGCUCUCUGGACAACAGGGGCCCAGAGCUGAUGGCAGACAAUGUCAGCCACUAACAACAUAGCCCAGGCCCGGAAGCUGGUGGAGCAGCUCCGCAUCGAAGCCGGCAUAGAGCGCAUCAAGGUGUCCAAAGCCUCGUCAGAACUCAUGAGCUACUGUGAGCAGCACGCCCGGAACGACCCCCUGCUGGUGGGAGUCCCCGCCUCUGAGAACCCCUUUAAGGACAAGAAGCCUUGUAUCAUUCUGUAGCCGUGUUUUCUGUGCGUCCCCCGCUCUGUCUCCCCCAGCUAGGGCAUCACCCACUACGCAGUCAAGCAGAACAUCUCAAGUCCCAAAACGUUCAGUUCCCAAAGAAAGGCGAACAGCCGCCACCAUGGAUGGGGUAAAAUGUGUCCUCCAGGUUUAGGUGGAUUUUCGAGCCCAACAGCGGCGUCCCCUCCGGGCCCGGCCGGAAGACGCCGGGGGGUGCCGGGCCGCUUCCCAUCAGGAGUAGCAGCAAUGCCCAAGUGAUGCGCUCACGGCUUCCGGAAGCUCUCGGCUGCCGUCGGGGUAGCGGGCCAGAGCUGGCCGGGCCGGGCCUGCUGCCGGAAGGAGGCGGGUGACGUGGCCGCUGCCCCGGGCGUCCGGGCGGGUGGCAAGCCUCACACCAUUGGCCGUCUGUGGAAAGACUGGGGCCGGGCCCAUGCUGCCGUGCGUUUACUGUCUCUUCUCUCCUGAGCCGACUAGAAUUGGGGGGUGCGGGGAGGGUCCAGCGGACCGUUUCGGAAACAUGUCUCCUCCUUGCUUAAGCCGCUGUUACUCCACACGGCGGAGCCCAGAGCUCGGUGGCUGAGCCCACAGCUGCACGUCGUGUGGAAUGCACCCACGGAGGUUAGGGGCCGGGAGGGGGGCUCUGCCUGGGCAGCGCGGCCCGCAUGGCCACGCGUCACCCAGCAGGCGCGCCACAGCCCCCUGCCCUUCCCUGGGAGCCCACCCCUGACGGAGGCGGAUUCCCCGCAGCCUGCCCUGCCCGCGGGCACGGCCAGCUGGGUGCCGGCCUGUCGUGGGCACGAGCGGCCGUGUGGGCGGUUCGGCGCUGUGGUCGUACUGGGCUCUUCUGGGCGGUUGUGUUGCGUCUUGUUUUGUUUUCCACUUUUGCGCAUCGCCGUGGCCGUUUUGCAAGCAGGAGUGCGGCCUGCCGAGGCCCCUGCCUCGCGGGUCAGAAGGCGUCAAGUUCCCGGAAGCAGCUGCAGGGCCUCCGCGGGUGAGAGGCCUAACCCACUCGCACUUCCCUCCCGUGGCUUUUCUUUAAUCGCUUGGCCCCUGUGACGACCUGCACAGCUAAAGGAGCAGGAGGUAGAGGGAGGGCCCGCACACCCGUCCCCCACCCGCCCCACCCCUGCCCCGCGCCCCUGCGUCCUCCACCAGGAGGAGGGGCCGGGGCCUCGUGCCAACCCCCCAUCUUACAGCCAGGGGCCGGGACCUCGUGCCAAACCUCCCCCCGGCCCCGAGCCCCUGCGAGUGCCAAGGCCCAGAUCGCACCAGCGCCAAGGUUUGGGGAUGGGGGGGAUGCGUCCCCAUGCGGCAGGUGACGUCCCCGUGUGGCUGGCUCCCCCAGGGCGCAGGCUGUAGGGUCCAGCCUUGCUCCCCGCUCCCAGCUCUCUCCGGCCGGUCCGGGAGCACCAGGGGCUUUGGGGAGCCCAGCUUCUCCAAACCUGCCGUUGGACGGGGGAGCCACGAGGGCCCAGUGUCCUGGCCACACCUUUCACUGGGCGGGAACCAGCCUCUCACUGUCCCCAGCCGACAGCAAGACAGAACAAAAGCUGUUUGCAGGGGGGAGGCCAGGGCACGGCGGGAUCCGCCCUGAGACUCGGGAGGCUGUCGGCAGAGCAAAGCCGGUCCGGGCCACUUCUGUGAAGAAGCCUUAAUCCCUGGAGCCCAUCCUUCCCCCUGCAACCACCCCCCCCCCCCCCCGGUCCCCGGGCCGCAGGUCCCCAGCGAGGACGGGGGGCCCUGGUCUCGGUGCCCCCCUGCCCUGCCGGCUGUGCCACGCCCAGCCCCACCAUGUGUCCCCACCCCCACCCCCCAAGAGCCCAGCUCAGGGCAGUGCGGUUCAACGGAGUCGGGCAGCCCCAUGGCCCGCUCUGGGCCCAGCCGGCGGCGCGCCCCCCCCCAAGCCCUGAAGUGAACUCGAACUCAAGUCAGAGCCCUGGGGGCCGAGGGGUGUGGGUAAACUAGGCUUAGAGAGGGUGAGGAUGGGCGCGCCUCCACCCCAAAGCCACACCUGCCCGCUGCCUCCCCUAGGGGCCGCCAGGGCCCUCGACCCCGGGAGGCGGCCGUCAGCAGAAGCCCCACCGUGGGUGUCUUUCUAGCUGAGGAAGAAACGCUCCUUUUUUCCUUCUAGAGUAAGUGUCCGUGUCCGUAGUGUAGACCCCGAGCGCCCGUGCUUUCCCUGUGCGCAUCCCGCAUGAAAACCUUGUGUGCACGGUGUGUGCAGGAGCUGAUGGAGGCGGCAGCGCGGGCCUGGGGGAAACCCGCGUCUCUCGGCCACCUCGUGGCGGGCGAACAUGAAGGGCACCGCCCCCAAAACACAGAGUCUGGGUGUCCCCAGGGGGCUGGCAGCCGGGGCGCCUCCCCUCCCCUCCCCCACUCCAGGAAGGAGCUAGAAUGUGCACCCCUCCCCUCAGGUGACCCCCAGGCCAAGAAUAAAGUGACUGGGGGGUGACCUCUGGCCUGGUGGAUGUGAACCGCGGGCGGCGGAAGGUGCUGCCCUUCUUCCUGUGACUCCGGCCACCGUGUCCGGGCGCUGGGCCUCCAGGCAGCUCAUCCAUCUCUGCACGGCCAGGGCCCCACCGAGCUCCCGGGGCAGGAAAGGCUGUCCACCCGCCCCGAGGGCGAGGGACCAGGGGGCAGUUUCCGGGCCAAGGUGAGGCCACCAAAGGUCGCUCUGGUCCUCCAAGAACACUUACAAAAAGCCAGCCUGCCACGGAGCCUCCAGAAAAGCCAUAGGUCGGACACUCCGCCCUCUUCCUUCUCUGUCCGUGGAAACCAUUGCCAAACAUUGCAAAGACCCGCUCCGGUUCGCAGAAGCCAGCCGUGGUCCUAGCAGGUUCUACCCCAUCUCCGUUUGGAUGUUCAGUGGCUUUUAUUUCUGUUUUUAAAAAAAAAAAAAAAAAAAAAAUCCAGGUGUGCCACACCCACUUUCUUGCAGUGUUUUAAUAUUGUGUGGAAUUGUUAAUACAGAGUGACUAA